Salvia hispanica is the source of this 514-nucleotide messenger RNA. The record is from RefSeq and is a predicted model, not a curated record. Lineage: Eukaryota; Viridiplantae; Streptophyta; Magnoliopsida; Lamiales; Lamiaceae.
AGUAAACAUUUAAGACUCUACGCCGAUCGUGACAAAAUAGGGAGUAUUUCCUGCUUCCUUGUUUGUCUAUUGCAUUGUGAUGACAUUUUUAGGUGAAAUGGUCUUCUGCUUGGGGGAGUUGAAGCUGUUUGUGGAUAAUGUUACGACGUUCCCUAGUUUUGUCAUAUUUAACUGUCAGGUGAAAGUGAAUGGGCCUAAUGCAGCACCUGUUUAUAAGUUCCUUAAAGCAAGCAAAGGCGGCUGGUUCGGCUCCCAAAUCAAAUGGAACUUCACUAAGUUUCUAGUUGACAGAGAUGGGAUUGUAAUCAAGCGUUAUGCAACGUCUACCUCACCAUUGGCAACCGAGGGUGAUGUAAAGAAAGCCUUGGGAGAAAGUUGAAAGAGGAUGUGAUAACUCAAAGGUGCAGCAAACUGGGUAGAUGUGUAUUUAUCUAACUUUUAUUCUGUAUUGUACUUGAUCAACUUUAUGUACCAAUUUCUUGUGUUUUUUUUAUCUGUUCACUGCUUUGGUUUA